Molecule: messenger RNA, 987 nt
Organism: Brassica napus (rape)
Lineage: Eukaryota; Viridiplantae; Streptophyta; Magnoliopsida; Brassicales; Brassicaceae
Exons: 2
Coding region: 1-987 (328 amino acids)
Source: RefSeq, a predicted model, not a curated record
AUGGAAGAUGUGUUGUCCCAAGCCUGGGCGCAGGUGAAGUGGGAGGAAGAUGUUCCUAGCUGUGCCAAGGCUCAACCAAAGCAGGACCAAAGGUCAGCCCGAUCAGAUCGAGGGGAACGAGAAGAAAGAGCCUCCCAAAAAGGAUCAAAGGACUCCGAGCUGGUCAACGCACUGAGACAGAUGGGCCAACAGGUUAAGUGGCCCCCAAAGAUGAAAGCACCUGAUUCGUUCCGGAACUCGGAACUCUGGUGUGACUUCCACCGCGAUCAUGGCCACAAAACCGAAGACUGCAUCGCCCUAAGGAUCGAGGUCAACAAAUUACUCCAAAAAGGGCAUCUCCAAGAAUUCCUCUCAGAGAAAGCUAAGGCCCACCUCAGCAAUGAAACAGAAGGGAACUCCAAAGGAGCUGCACCAACCUCACCACCUCGCCAAGAUCGGGUGAUCCAUGUCAUAUCCGGAGGCUCAGAAGUAAGCGGAGCAAGCCACGCAGCCGCAAAGAAAAGCACCCGUAACGCUAAGUAUGGUCUGGAAACGACCCAACUGAAGCGCCUACUUCUAGGCACCGAUGAGAUAAGCUUCACAGCUAAGGAGCAAGAGAAGAUCCUAGCUCCCCACCGUGAUUCUCUAGUUAUCUCUCUCGCCAUAGCAAACUGCUUGGUGAAAAGAAUACUAGUAGACAAUGGCAGCUCCAGAAACAUUUUCUUCCGGAGGGCGUACCAAGAUCCGGGGCUGGAGGAGAGAGCCCUGACGCGAAAGGUAACUCCACUCAUCGGAUUCAGCGGCGAGGUCAAGAAAACCACCGGAGAGACUAUCCUCCCAAUAUACGCUGAAGGAGUCAACAUGUCUACCAAAUUCCUGGUCGUAGAUUGCCAAUCAGCAUAUAACAUGAUCUUGGGACGACCCUGGAUUCACGACAUGGGAGCAGUCCCUUCAACCCUUCAUCAGAUGGUGAACUUUCCUACACCCUGGGGCAUCAGACCACCCUGA